Micropterus salmoides (largemouth bass) is the source of this 4689-nucleotide messenger RNA. Its product is annotated as zinc finger protein 189-like. The coding region runs from base 218 to 2584 and encodes 788 amino acids. The record is from RefSeq and is a predicted model, not a curated record. Gene Ontology annotation, biological process: regulation of transcription by RNA polymerase II. Gene Ontology annotation, molecular function: DNA-binding transcription factor activity; RNA polymerase II cis-regulatory region sequence-specific DNA binding. Lineage: Eukaryota; Metazoa; Chordata; Actinopteri; Centrarchiformes; Centrarchidae. The transcript has 4 exons.
UCCUUGUACCAAUUAGCUGCUGUUAGCUGAAAGCGGUACACAAUAAAACCAACACCAAGCUAACCAAAUAGCUGCAGUUUGUGGACACUUGGCGGCUUCAGCAAUGACGUUUUGCCGUUAGCCAGGGCGACUGAGUUCCAGCCUCGCGCCGGACAGCUGAGCCACUUUUCUCUCUGUAAAGUUCAGGCUUCGCUGUCACUUGUUUGUGGUUUUAACAAUGUUGAGCAGCGUUGCUCUGCGGGCUCAGAUUGCCUCCGUAAUCGACGCCUUGUCCAAAGCAGCCGUGGCAGAAAUCGCCAAAGUUGUGGAAGAUGGCAUGGUGGUGCUGCGGCUGGAAAUGUGUCAGCGGGAAAAUGACAUCAAGAAGCUGAAGAGCAACAUCGAGGUUCUGCACAGCGAGCUGAGAUCAGCGCAGCAGAGAGCGACCCUGCGACCCGACCAGAGAGAUGAUGGACAGAGUGACGCUGGUGAUGAGAGGAGCUUGCUUGAGAAGGUGCACGCUGAUGAGAACCAAAACAUCCUGUCCAUACCCGAGGUGCAGGUGAAACGUGAACCUGUGGAAGACGGAAGCGAGGAGGCCAGAGGACAACCCGUCCAACCGGCCUUGUAUGAAACGGACACUGCGCAGUGGAGACAGACAACACAAACUCAGUCGGGAGGCAACAACUCAGAUUAUUUACAUUUAGGGCAGAACUCCUUGUUAUGUCUCCCUGAGUCUCCUCUGGACAGCGGACUGACUGCGCCCUGCAGCAGCUCCGGCGGGUUCCCGCAGAGCCCGUUCAGCCGCGGGCUGCUGGGCUACAGUCAGUAUCGUAACUCGUACAACACCGUGCGGAGGAGGACGGUGAAGAGGUUGAUGUUUAAGAAGGGCUUCAUCUGCCCCUACUGCGGUAAAUAUUUUGAGCGCGCCGGGCACCUCGAGAGGCACAAAAGGAUUCAUACUGGUGAGAAACCGUAUCGCUGCGAGAUCUGCGGGAGACGCUUCAACCAGAAAUGCAGCCUUAAGGAGCACAUGAAGAUUCACAGGAGAUGUAUUCAGCCCAGACCAGUUGAGAUCCAGGUGGUCGAACAGAAGCAGAUUCCCGAGGUGAAUCCAUGUACUGAUACUCAGCGCCCUGAGGAAGAGAGCCAGAUGAAAGCCGAGGACGGCCCACGUGAGAACGACGACGUUCUCACACCUGUACACGUGAAAUCUGAGCCUGCAGAGGAGAAUAUUGCACAGCCGCUGUUUCACGGAGCGAACGAGCAGACAGUGGAAGGAGUGGAGAACCUCAGUGAGAACUUCGCAACGUUCGAGAGAGACAGCCAGCAGUGGAUGUCCAGAUUACAAGGACAAAGCAACACAGAGAUCGGCAGUACAGAGUAUCUCAGCAGCCCAGCGGAGAGUAUGACGUCCUUCCCACCGAUGGCUCAGUUUCUCCAGCCACCAGUCGAAGCUUCCUGCAGCACCUUCUCCUUUGCAGGUAAACCGUAUGGGGAGUUCAAAAACAGCACGGUCUCCCAAACACCUUACGGAUCCUCGGACACACGUAUGAUAUCAAGUGAAGCAGGCUUGCAUGGAAUGAGAGCCACGCUGCAUCACCACCAACAGAGAGGAAGCAGGUCUUUCCAGGUGAUCAAACCAAAGAAAUGCUUCGUCUGCUCGUACUGUAGCAAGGUCUUCGAGCGCGCCGGCCACCUUGAAAGACAUUUACGAAUUCAUACCGGGGAGAAGCCGUACGGCUGCCAUAUCUGCGGGAGGUGUUUCAAUCAGAAGAGUAGCCUCAAGGGCCACAUGAAGACGCACAGAAAUGGUGAGACCACAGAUGCGCUGGAGGCACAUCACCUGAUGUUUGCAAUGCCUGAUAAUCAAGCGCUGAAGAACCUGGCAGAACCCAGAACCGGACUGGCAGUUUUGGAAGAACAGUUAUCCGGCUCUGCGUACAGUGAGCAGACAGUAACGGUAAAGAUGGAGCCAAAUGAGGAGGAUUUUCAGACGCUAAGUGAGGCAGGGACUGAAAACGGCAUAGGAGCACCAGAGCCGCUGUGGACUUCCAGGAUAGAGAAGAGUCGAGACGCCACUGAACAAAAUGUCUGUGUACUUUUGCGUGAUGUCAAGUAUCACCUCAGUCCUGCUGCUGGAGCGGCCAAUCAGACGCAGGGAUAUACUUCACCAAUAAAGGAUCUGCCUUUUCUAGACCACAAAGCAAAGGAAGAAAUGAUGCACAAUGGUGGGUAUUCAAUGAUGGGGAUGCAGUCAAGAAGCUCUGAUGUGACUCUAGCACCUGAGCUGCGAGAUCAACCCGUUACACAAGAGGUGGCUGUGAGUGAGUACACCGCAAUGAGUGACAGGACUCACGAGAGAUGUGUGUUUGAGUUUAACGUGACCGCCUCAGGCGACCAUGAGGACAACUGUGGCAGGGACGCCACCAGGCAGAAUUGCUUUAUAUGCGCAACUUGUGGGCAAAGCUUUGAUAGUUUCAGUUCAUAUCAGAGGCACCAGUGCAAGGAUAUCACAGAGCAAUCCUUCAGCUGUGAGGUAUGUGGGAAGAUGUUUAAUCAGAUGAGCGCCCUGAAAUUGCACCGUAAGCUGCAUGUAGAGUAAAAAUGAAAAUGUACACAACGAGGACAAAUACUCUACACGGUUCCCCACCAGGCUUCAGCACCCUCAGUCACAACAAAUGGCACAGCAAAAUUUCUCACGGGCGACAAAUCACAGUGAGAACUAAAUAAAUACUUGAUAUGUCCCGAAACUUCCAAAAGAAGAACAAAAUUAGUUUUUUGUUUGCAGUAAAAGUAAAAAAAAAAAAAAAGAAAUCUUGUUAGCGUCUGUCACAUUUCAAAUUCUUUGCACAAAAUGUUUUUUGGACCUACUCCAUCUCCUCAUUUAUAGAAGACUUUUUAGUUGAGCAUCGUUGGCGUGGGCACAGUUCUUUGCCGUCUUGAAGCUGGCCAAAUCUAGGCUUUGGAGUGGCUUUAAUAAUGACUUAAUUACUACAAGCAGAAACCAAAUAACAUUGAGCAUUUUAAGUGGCAGUUGAAGCUGUCCUAUUUUCUGGUCUCCAGGCAAAGCUGUUACUCCAUGACUGACCACUAGUUUCACUUUACUGAAAGUAUUUUAAUGACACUUGUCUGUGUUUUGAAGAACGGUACAUAAAUGCUGAUCAUGGCACUUAACUGAAAUGUCAGGUUUUCGCUGUGCUCUUGCUGUUUUCACUGAUCAAGUAAAUGUAAACCAGUCCCAGUCAUCAGUAUGCCAUAACUAUAGACUGUUAAUGUAACUCAACCUUUUUCAGGCCAUGUGCUUUUUUUCAUCCAAGACGCACUUCUUUUAGUUUGAGGUCAUUUAUUUUUUACAAGAUACCUUUGGGCUAAAUAGUAUUUAGUGGAAUUAGAACAAAUUACAGCAGGAUUCAUGCUGUAACUUCAUGGAUUUAGCACAUCAGCUAAAGAUAUAGCACAGGUUUCUUCUCUAUUCAGAUUUUUAUGUAAUGUUUCAUCAAGAUUAGAUUAGAUAUACUACCACUGCUGAUCAUAUUGUUCUAAGAAAAUACAGUACUUUUGUAAUGUGGAUCCAAAUCAGUAUUUUGGAUCUUAAAAUAUGGAAUAAUGCCUAGUUUUUCUUUUGAGGAGGAUGCAGUGAGGGGACUACAUUUUUUUUGUUUUUAAAGUUGAUUUGAAGCCAUUGUUAAGAAUGUCCGUGAUAUGUUUACUAUUGAUUUAAACGGAUGGACGGCUGUGUCUUCCUCUUAAGUUGAACCGAAGAAACCUUUAUACAACAACAAAUAUACACUAUACCUGAAAUAACUGUUGCCUUUAACGCUGUAUGUAUAUAUGUUGUCGCAGUAUUGGUUUGGUUUGGUCUUUCAAAAGGCAAGACCUAACCAAAAAUGGCAAAUGCCAACAUGGUAAUGUUUUCCUUGGAGAAAGGGAAGGGACUACAAUAAGUUACUACUAAAUGCAGGAUAUGUGUGCAUUAUGUAUGACUAAAGAAACAUGAAAUACCUCAGUAAUAACACAGGGUCCCCAUAAUCAUUGAAGAAUUUGGAAAAGUCGAGGAAUAUGAAGCGUUUCUUUGAUUUCAUUGUUACCUUUCACUAAUAUUUAUUUUGGGGGAGAUAUUUUGUAUUUUAUUUUUAAAUAUGCCCCCUGUUAAAGACACUGGCUAUCAGAUAGAACAAAUUACACGGCGAGUGUUAAGCAGCGCACAUGGAAAACUGUAAUAUAAAAAGCCAUCAAGUUGGUUGAGUAAAUAGCUCUGAAUGGUUCUGAAUGAACGGUACAGUUAGUAUUUGUUUGGAGCAGGUGGCUGGACUUGAAGAGGUCAGUAAAAUAGUUUGACAAAACGAACACUCCAGCUAAGCCCACAGAAAGUGCAACUUCCUGGGGCUGACGGGGUGACACGAACCCCUUUAGAGUACAGUGAAAUGAGUGCCUACAUUUUUCACAUGGGAAUUAAUUCCCUCGCCCUGCCGCAGCAGUGUUCUUGCCUUUCAGGCGUUUUCAGUCUGCUUCAAUUCAAUAAGUGUCAGUCUGACACCCAAGAUGCCCAAUUGUAGCAUGAUUCACGGGUAUCGCAUUUACUACACCUUUACAGUAAUAGUUUAUCACAUUAUACGCAAUGUUAGAUUACGUUUGAAAUGAUGACCAUAAUGAAACGGUAUUAUUUCUUUGUUUAGCUUUUUGUAUUUUCAAAUAAAUUCAAAACUA